AUGGAUGCAAGGCCUCAGCGAAUUCGCGUCCGCGGAGACGAGAACGCUCCUAUCGGCGUGCCUGCCAACAAGACCAUUCACCACCGCAACAAGUCCACUCCUGCACUGCCGACCGCGGUCCAGAAUGGCGGCCUCAGAAAUGCAGCCAAACGAACUGCCUUUGGAGAUGUCAGUAAUACAAUGCACCAGGUCCGCUCAAGCAGAGACGAUGCUUCUCUAGCUGGCAAGAAUAUACCACUCGCCUCAGCGAAGACAGGGCUUUUGGCGCAAGACAAAAAGCCCCUGGUUCUCUCCCAACCAGCUCAACGGCCCAUGUCGGUUUCUGGUCUCAAGGGAGUCUUGGCCAACUCCAAGAGCACUGAUAACCUUGCGAAGCAAAGGCUUGCAGAGAAUUCUUCAUCUCAUCAGAGGGCGAAUACCCGCAAAUUACUCACUAAGCGCAGCAACGCGGUCUUCAAAGAUCCUCUGCCGCCAGUGGCAGAGACCAAGUCCACUACGGUCAAACACACUAUUCCUCGAUCCAGUGACGCAGCCAAGCAAGAGUCCAGCGGUUUCCCAUCCACAGCGCCUUCUCAGCGGCAGAACAAUGCGAACUCGGCAGAAAUUCCACAGACGGGCAUUGAACAAUCCAAGUCCUCCCAUGAGCCUAGUGGUCUUGAUGUUCCCGAGCAAUGCCCCGCUCUUAGUUCAGAUACGACCUACGUUGACGACACCGCAAACUCGGAGGACGUGGAGGACGUGAAGGAAAACCAGAAGCCUAAUGCCCAUUCCACCACGUCUUCUGCCGCAGAGUUACCGAGUCUUCCAGAAUCUAGAGGACUUCGCAAGUCCGACGGCCAGAUGCCGCGUGACUUGAUUGAUUUGGCACAUGCGCGCUCCGACCAGGGCCCUGCCCCUUCAGAGCCUGAAGAAUACUGGGAUGACGAAGAUGACGAUAAUGAUGAAGACGAUGGUUACGCUACGGCACGUUCGUACCGUUCUCGUGGCGACAACACGACUGGCGGCACAACUACUGUGCUCUUUCCGAAAUACAACCAGAAGGUGAAGCGUGAACUGGAAAUGGCAAAACAGAUUGUGGAGGCUACGCGCACCAAGGAAGACAUCGAGGAUGAGUACUGGGACACGAGCAUGGUGGCGGAAUAUAGCGAUGAGAUUUUCGAGUACAUGAGAGAACUCGAGCUCAAGAUGCUGCCCAACGCUCACUACAUGGACAACCAAGCAGAGAUCCAGUGGUCGAUGCGGUCUGUUCUCAUGGAUUGGCUGGUCCAAGUUCACCACCGAUUCUCACUCCUUCCAGAGACAUUGUUUCUUUGCGUCAAUUACAUCGAUCGCUUUCUUUCCUGCAAAAUUGUGUCUCUCGGCAAGUUGCAGCUAGUUGGCGCAACGGCGAUCUUCAUCGCUGCUAAGUACGAGGAGAUCAACUGCCCGUCCAUUCAGGAGAUUGUUUACAUGGUCGAUGGCGGCUACACCGUCGAUGAGAUUCUCAAAGCCGAACGCUUUAUGCUCAGCAUGCUGCAGUUUGAGCUUGGGUGGCCCGGUCCAAUGAGUUUUCUGCGGCGGAUUAGCAAAGCUGACGACUACGAUCUCGAGACGCGCACUUUGGCGAAGUACUUUCUGGAAGUCACCAUCAUGGACGAGCGCUUUGUGGGAAGCCCGCCUAGUUUCGCCGCUGCAGGGGCUCAUUGCCUCGCCCGGCUGAUGUUGAAAAAGGGAAACUGGUCUCCCGCUCACGUCUAUUACUCUAAUUACACAUAUUCGCAGCUGUACCCCCUGAUGUCUCUCAUUCUCGAGUGCUGUGAAAACCCCCAAAAGCACCACGCCGCCAUUUACGAGAAAUACUCGGACAGGCGAUUCAAGCGUGCAUCCCUCUUUGUUGAGGCUGAGUUGGCCAAAGGCUUUCGUCUUCCCAAUCAGAGUUCCUGGUGCCAGUUCAGCUAG
Molecule: messenger RNA, 1938 nt
Organism: Rasamsonia emersonii CBS 393.64
Lineage: Eukaryota; Fungi; Ascomycota; Eurotiomycetes; Eurotiales; Trichocomaceae
Product: G2/mitotic-specific cyclin (Clb3)
Exons: 4
Coding region: 1-1938 (645 amino acids)
Biological process (GO): mitotic cell cycle phase transition; regulation of cyclin-dependent protein serine/threonine kinase activity
Cellular component (GO): cytoplasm; nucleus; centrosome
Molecular function (GO): cyclin-dependent protein serine/threonine kinase regulator activity
Source: RefSeq, a predicted model, not a curated record